GAGUGCCGCAAUUCUUUUCUUUAUGACACCUGCAGCAUUCUACAAUGAUUCUAUCUUGUUGAACUUAGCUCUUGGACUGUUGCAGUUGCUGAUCCAAUCCGAAAAGUUACCGUCCUCAACGUGUCAGAUCCAGCGGGGAGAAGUGGUCCUCACUUGAACCUGCGGCUGCGGUCAGAUCCAUUCCUUCCAUUUAUCCAUCCGUCGUCGACCCUGCCGACCUGUACGCAGCGACAGACACAGCACCGACUGCUUGGAUGAUUUUCGAGCAGCUUGUCCUCGUCUCGUCCAUCCUCAUCACCUUUCUAUCCCUGCUGCUCGCACUCAAACUCGUCGCGCGAUCCACGCCUGCCGCUGCCUUUUUCCAUCCCCUUAAAGAUCUCGACGAAGCGACGAACAUCAUGUCGGACAACACUCAGAUCCUGGCCUUCAUCAUCGCCAUCAUCCUUGCCCUCGGCGCCUACCAGCUCAUCUUGACUCGUGCGAAGGGAAAGCCCAUCCUCGACCCAGCGAACUGGCAGAAGUUCAAGUUACUCGAAAAGAAACAGAUCUCGAAUAACACUGCAUUGUAUCGAUUCUGCCUACCGCAUCAAGAUUCCUACCUGGGUCUUCCCAUCGGUCAACACAUCUCUGUGCAAGCCGACAUCAAUGGAAAGAAGGUUGCUCGCAGCUACACGCCGACCUCCUCAGAUGACGACCGCGGGUUCUUUGACUUGGUCAUCAAGUCGUACCCGCAGGGCAAUAUAUCGCGAGUCUUUGGCGAGCUUAAAGUGGGCCAGUCGCUCGAGUUCAAGGGUCCCAAGGGCCAGAUGCGCUACUCUCCCGGUCUCUGUCGCCGUAUCGGUAUGAUUGCAGGCGGUACAGGCAUCACGCCGUGCCUGCAAAUCAUCCGCGCCGCGAUGAAGAACCCGGACGACAAGACGCGCAUCGACCUGAUCUACGCGAACGUCAAGGAGAGCGAUAUCCUACUCCGUGAGGAGCUCGACCGGGAAGCCAAGGCGCACCCUGACAAGUUCACCGUGCACUACUUUCUCAACGAGCCGCCUGCGGGUUGGCAGGGCGGCACCGGCUUCGUCACCAAGGAGGCCAUCAAGGAGAAGCUACCCGCUCCCGCGGACGACAUCAAGAUCCUCAUGUGCGGCCCCCCACCGAUGCUCAACGCCAUGAAGAAGCACCUCGAGGAGCUCGAGUACAAGAAGCCCAGGACUGUGUCCAAGCUCGAGGACCAGGUGUUCUGCUUCUGAACCAUUCUGAGAGGCUGUCUAUCGCCAAUCUGGACACUUGCAUCCACCGUGGCAUGCCAUGUGAGGGCGUGUCUGCACGCUGACGAUGAUGGCAGGAUAGAUGAGCCAUGGGUAAGGCGGGCAGGACGGGCGAAGAUGGCGAGGGGGAUAGCUCAGGGCUGCCAGGUAGCGCGCAUCUGGGCCACAAUGUGGCGUGACGAUGAAGCGCUGAGUGGACAUCCACUGUAGCAGUGAUAUGCAAGCAAGAGACAAACGAGCACAAUGAGCCGCUUGGCUAGAACGCGUGUAGAGCCUAGUACUUGUCACACCCAGCUUUGACCUGAUACACUGCUUUAGAGCUUUCGAAGCCAACAGAAUCAAUUCGUAGCUAUUCAACUUUGCAAUUAUGUACGCCAG
Molecule: messenger RNA, 1637 nt
Organism: Tilletiaria anomala UBC 951
Lineage: Eukaryota; Fungi; Basidiomycota; Exobasidiomycetes; Georgefischeriales; Tilletiariaceae
Product: NADH-cytochrome b5 reductase 1
Exons: 3
Coding region: 255-1241 (328 amino acids)
Molecular function (GO): oxidoreductase activity
Source: RefSeq, a predicted model, not a curated record